Molecule: messenger RNA, 783 nt
Organism: Paraphaeosphaeria sporulosa
Lineage: Eukaryota; Fungi; Ascomycota; Dothideomycetes; Pleosporales; Didymosphaeriaceae
Product: HCCA isomerase/glutathione S-transferase kappa
Exons: 5
Coding region: 73-735 (220 amino acids)
Biological process (GO): glutathione metabolic process
Cellular component (GO): mitochondrion; peroxisome
Molecular function (GO): glutathione transferase activity; glutathione peroxidase activity
Source: RefSeq, a predicted model, not a curated record
CGACAACCCACCAUUCCCAGAGCAGCCAGAUUGUAUGUUUUUUCUAUACCUAUCUUACACCAAGCUAUCGAUAUGUCCAAGCCUAAGAUUACCCUUUUCGUCGAUAUCGUGAGCCCGUUCGCGUACCUCGCAUUCUACGCUCUGCAUAACUUUCCGGUCUUCAAGCAAUGCGAGAUCAACUAUGUGCCGGUGUUUCUAGCGGGGAUUAUGAAAGCGUGUGGUAAUACUCCUCCGCUCAAGAUCAAGAACAAAGACAAAUACAUCAACACCGAACGCCUCCGCUGGUCUUCCCUCCUCAACAUCCCCAUUUCCCAAUCCCCACCCCCAGGCUUCCCCACAAACACAAUCCUCAUCCAGCGCGUGCUCACCGCAAUCUCCCUUUCGCACCCCACCUCCCUCCCCAGCGCUCUCGCUCUCUUCUGGCAGAGCUACUGGGUCCACUGGAACGAUCCUUCGACCGAGGAAAACAUGCUUGCCAUCCUCAGAACAGUUGUUGGAGGUGAUCAGGAAGCGAGGAAAGUGCUGGAAAAGAGUCGCGGGGAGGAGGUGAAACAGAAGCUUGGGGAGGAUACGGAGCGGGCGGUGGGAGAAGGGGCGUUUGGGCUGCCGUGGUUUGUCGCGACGAAUAACAAGGGCGAGACGGAGCGGUACUGGGGUGUAGAUCACCUGGGGCAAUUGUGCGAUCACCUGGGUCUGGAGCGGCCGGUGGGUAGGGGGUGGAAGGCGCUGCUGUAAUCGCGUGGCACUGAUCCACCAGACUUUAGAAUAUGUCUCAAGUGUAUU